This is a messenger RNA of Cavia porcellus (domestic guinea pig), 5489 nucleotides long. It is a transcript of the gene Phlda1, whose product is annotated as pleckstrin homology like domain family A member 1. NCBI's taxonomy places the organism in Eukaryota, Metazoa, Chordata, Mammalia, Rodentia, Caviidae. Gene Ontology annotation, biological process: positive regulation of apoptotic process. The coding region runs from base 137 to 1336 and encodes 399 amino acids. The transcript has 2 exons. The record is from RefSeq and is a predicted model, not a curated record. Gene Ontology annotation, cellular component: nucleus. Gene Ontology annotation, molecular function: phosphatidylinositol phosphate binding.
GGAGGAGAAAAGGAGUUUCCGGGGCUGGGUUCCUGCCCCCUUGUGGACAAAAAAGUGCGGAAGUGAGUGGGUGGCGAGGGGCGGAGCAAGGCUGCUGGAGGCGUGCUCGUGCGGCUUUGGGAAGGCCCUAAAGUUAAUGAGGCGUGCGCCGGCAGCCGAGCGCCUUGCCGGGCUGGGCUUUUCCCGGCGGUGCCGGCGCCAGGAGCCGCCUUUUCCGCUGGGUGUCACUCGGGGGUGGGGAGGAUGGCCCAUUCAAAAGCACUGCGAGGGAGCCCGGCCAGUGCCCUUCAGUGAGCGCUCGCAAGACAACGGCAGAGGCCCGGCAGCUCGUACCUCCGGGACCUGGUGGCGCAUCAGGACGCGGCUGCCUCUGUGCCGGGACCCUGAGCCGCCGCCACUCUGCCUCCUGCGAGUCAGUCUCUGCGCGCUCCGGACCGGCGGCCACUGGAGCCGCUGUGGUGAGGACGGCGCGCGGCUGCUGCUACUGCCCCCGCCCCGCUCGGCUGGAAACGGAGAGGCAGAGACGAUCGGCGGUCCCCCUUAUGCCAGGAGGAUGCUGGAGAGCAGCAGCUGCAAGGCACUAAAGGAGGGCGUGCUGGAGAAGCGCAGCGACGGGCUGCUGCAGCUCUGGAAGAAAAAGUGCUGCAUCCUCACUGAAGAGGGGCUGCUGCUCAUUCCGCCCAAGCAGCUUCAGCACCAGCAGCAACAGCCCGGGCAGGGGACAGCCGAGCCGUCCCAGCCCAGCUGCCCGGCUGUCUCUGGCCUUGAGCCACCGGUCAAGCUGAAGGAAUUGCACUUUUCCAACAUGAAGACUGUAGACUGUGUGGAGCGCAAGGGCAAGUAUAUGUACUUCACUGUGGUGAUGGCAGAGGGCAAGGAGAUCGACUUUCGGUGUCCGCAGGACCAGGGCUGGAACGCUGAAAUCACUCUGCAGAUGGUGCAGUACAAGAACCGUCAGGCCAUCCUGGCGGUCAAGUCCACGCGACAGAAGCAGCAGCACCUGGUCCAGCAGCAGCCCCCACCGCCGCAAAUCCCGCCCCAGCCUCAGCCUCAACCCCAGCUCCAACCCCAACCCCAGCCCCAGCUCCAACCCCAACCCCAGCCCCAGCUCCAACCCCAAAUCCAGCCCCAGCCCCAGCCACAGGCUCAGCCCCAGCUCAAGCCUCAGCCUCAGCCUCAGCCACUACACUCAUACUCUCAUCCUCACUCGCACCCUCACCCUCACCCACACCCACACUCGCACCCACUACCGCAUCCGCACCAACCACCGCACUCGCAGCAGCUCCUCCAGACGCACGGCCACCGGCUUCUGCGCAGCACCUCUAACUCUGCCUGAAGGGGGCAGCGCUCGGGCAAGACGAGGUUUUGAGGACUUGAGGAAGUGGGACGAACACAGUGUCUUCACUUGGAUCAAAAAACAAAAGUCUCCCCGCCCCGCACCAGAUCAAGUAGUUUGGAUAUCACCUGACUGAUAACUUGCAAUUCCUCCUAGUUUUCUGCAUUAUUCAUCAUCACCGUGCAGGAAGCGAUUCUAAGUCGAGAAGACUUUACUUAUGAACCUUUGAAAGGAUCUUAUAAUGUAGUGGACCUUCUAGAAGCAAUGAUGUACUGUAAUUUUAUUUUAAUGUAUUUUGGUUUAUGAUUAUUUAUUAGUUUUUUUAAUGCUUGUUCUAAGACAUUUCUGAAUGUAGGCCAUUUUUCAAAAAAGAAACUUUAUUUUUAAAAAUCUACUCUGUAGUAAGUUCUAAUCUUGGGAAAGAAGAAAAGGGUGAUGGAGGGGAAAACAUUAAACAUCAUUCAGUAUUCCUAAGGCAUUUUCAGAAGGUCUGACACUUUCAUUGUUAUGCCAGGUGGUUCAAAUUAAACUCUGAUGCUAUCUUUUUCUCUGAGAUUUCUUCCUUAAAUAUACUUUGUAUAAAAGCUUUUUAAGACUAAAAGCUCAAAAUUAUAUAAUUAUGAAUAUAAUGCUCAAGAUAAUGCUUUUCUAAAAGAAAAUCAGUAGUAAUGAUACCUGCUUUCAAAAUAACUUAAUCCACUAACCCAACUGAGAGCAAAAUGAUCCUGUCUUGAUUAUGUAGUAGGAGUGGGUCUAUUUAGGAGCUCCUGUCAUCAGUUUGUGAAGGUUUAGGGAGAGGUUUUUUGGAGCUGGGUGUAUAGUUUAACCUUGAGAGUGCCAGGCUCUGAGUUUAACGCCUAACAACAAGUAAAAAAUAAAAGGAAAGAAAAAAGUCAUUUUGAUUGUAACUUAUGAAUAUAUUAGAUGCUUCAGUUCAAAAUAGUGGGGGUGGUGUAAAUAACGCAACUUGUUUGAGAGUAUUUGUUCCCCUUUCCAGACUAUAAUAUCCUCCAGCAAGAGAUUUGCACACUUGACUUAAACCAUAUUUUCUGAUCUGUUUAGUUUGUUCUAUAAGAAUACUGAAGAAUCUUAUGGUUUAAAAUGCAGUUUGUAAGCAUAUUAAUGGACUAGGAGUCAUAAUUUUUAGAUUUCCACACAGAAGAAAAUAAUAAUAUUAAUGUUUGAAACUGGCUGUUUUUCUCUAUUCUGUGAGAAAUUUUAGGGUUGUGUUUCCUUCGGUUAGUUAGACUCAGACACUGAAAGAGGAAGGACUGGAUAAACAAUGGAUUUUCAGUAAGCAAACAACCGGAGUCUUGUUUUAGCAGUCACUUGUUCAGGAGUUUUAAGGGAUAGUGGGGAGAAGAGGAUGUGCUUUUAAAGGUAGAACAAACCCUCUUCUGUGUUACUUCAAAAGGAUGUAAAAAUCCUCAAGGCAGAUGUACUUAAGUUUAAAAGAGCCAUAGAAGAUACCAAAUUCUCAUGGGGCUGAAAAUCACUUCCUAUCUGCACGGCUUUACUAAUGGCUCAGUUCCUCAUUGCCUUUCGCAGAGUCUCGAUCAGUAGUUUUCCAGCAUUAAAUUGGAAAGAUUAAGUCAGGUGUGGUGAUGCAUGCCUGUAAUCCUAGCUCCCUAAGAGGCUGAGGCAGGAGGAUAGCAAAUUUGAAUUUAGCCUGGGCAGUUUCGUGAGACCCUGUCUCAAAAAGUUUUAAAAAAGACCCGCAAAAUAUAGCUCAGUGUGAAGGCUCUGUGUUCAGUCCCCAGGACAGGAUAUAACAGUGGGGUAUGAUGGGGUGGGCAAGACUGGUCAGUAUUAAGCUACUGCUGAGAUGCACAGUUAAACUAGGGAAAAAUUUCAAUGAAAUUUUGAAAUCAUAAUUCUUAUGCAAAAAGUUGCAGGGAAAAUUAAAAUUUAAGCAAAUGGCAAACAAAACUAGAGUCCCAUUUCCAGGGGGUUGCUUAGGCUACAGUUGUGAAAAUAUGCCAACACAAUUUAAAAAUAGAGUAUGUAUACAUGACAGCUCAGCGAGCCAAAGUGAAAGAUUCUUAAAUCCAGUUUGAUUUGGCCUGCUGAGAACUACUGCUGUUUUUUAAGGGAUGCCUCAUAGUAUGAUAGUUUUUAAUAUAUGCACAUCAUAAUUCAAAAUUAAUCCAUAGUUCUUUCUAAUUAGUGAAUCUUCUGAACUCUUGUUAAAAUAUAAAAGCCAUACCAAAUAUGUUGAAAAUUAAGAUUAAUGUAGGUUUGUAAAGAUGUAUGUUAUCUGAUGUAUAGCACAAGAUAAUCUCAUUGUUGGAAAAAUAUGUCCAUCUGUCGACUGAAGUUUUUUUUUUUUUUAGCCCAAGUAGUCAUGGCUAUUAACAGACUGCUGGAAUCAUGGUUUCUCGUUCCUUGGUCUGCUUACCACUUAUGCUGAAUGGACCCUCUUUAUGGCUCUCUGGUUUGAUCCUGUCUUAACAUUUAUCUGUGAAAUUUUAGAAGUUAGAAAAAGUAGGAUGGCUUUUUUAAUUGUUUCAGUAACCCUGAAAGUAUUGAGAUUUAGCAAUUUUUUCCUAGAGCAGAAAAAACCGAGCAUGCUCAGCAAAACUAAACAAAAUUAAAUACAAAUGCACAUCAUGUUAGUAUCUCAAAGUGUUUAUUCUCUCUAAGAAAAUCAUGCAAACCUUAAGGUGCUAUGAGGCCUGACAGGUCAGCUUUAUAGAAAAAGAGUAAAUACUUUCAAUCAAAGAAGAGUAUAACAGUACAAGUGUAAUAGACAGCCCACCCCUUAAACAAACAUAAAAAUGUAAAAGUUAAAAAAUUAAAUGUCCCAUCUAGAAACUGAACUUGUCCUUGAACUUGUAUUGAAAUCUACAAGCGUGUAGCUAAGGGCUCAGUGGCUGUUGGGAGAAAUGAAUGAAAGAAGGAAAAAAUGUGUGCUUUUCAGCAGCUAGGAGGUUGUUUCUGUUGCCUCUCUGAGCACUUCCUUUACUCGUCUUCCUGAGAACAGUAAGUCCUGCGACAGGCUGAGCAUCAUGAAGCUCUUUAAAUGCAUAGCAGAAAUCCACUCUGACCUGCUGGGAGUGGUGAAGUCACAGAAUAAAUGUCUGUGAGGAGCCUUUUCAGAACGAAUGUUUUCCUCAUUGAGCAAACUGAGAUUCUCUAUUCAUGCCAAAUUUAUCAUUUCACUCCACGUAGUUUUUUCAAUAAUAGUUUAAAAAAGAGAAAAAGCCCCGCUCUAUAUAUUGCUUAAAAGAAUUGCCCUUACACACUGUAGGAAAUCUGGUUUCAGUUAAAAGGGCUGUUUGAACUCUUCUUGCUUUCAUGGACCAAGCAUUCUGUACUUCUCUUUAAAAACCUUGAUUUAAAAUCUGAUACUGAACAAGUAUAUAUUUUCAAACAUAUCACUUGCUUUCUGUUCCUGGGAUAGUGAUGUGAUCUAGUUAGGGUGCAGAGUGCAUGCCUCAUAGGUUUAGAAGGGCCUAAGACCUCAGUGAAUAGGGAGAAAUCCCAUGGGAUUCGCCUAUGAGCAUUUGCUUUUCUUUAAUAAAUACAAACCUUGGUAAGUUUUAGGAACUAAAUUCUUGAUAUGGUUUUGAAGAGGGACCUUUUGAUCUGCAGUGUUGAGUAGCCAGUCCAGAUUUAUAAAAUCUGGGUCACAAAGUCAUUUGUCAAAUAGAGUACAGAACCCAACGAAGUACUCUUAGGAAGGUCAUUCUUGCAGUCAGGGGAGAGCUCAGUAGUACAGCACUGCCUAGCGUGAGCCAGGUGGGGGGUUUGAGCCCCACUACUGCAAAAACAUACAAAAGGACAUUUUUGCCCAGCGAUAAAAAGAUUUCUGGGACGUGAGAAGUAUCCGUGUAAAAACCGUCCAGGGCUAGCGUCCAUUGUUGCUCUGAAGCUAGACAUUGACUAGUCAAGGAAAGCAAGUUUUUAAAGAAGGAGAAAACAAUUCUGUUACAUUCCAAGGUCAGCACUGUACUUCAAGUUUCAGAAUAUGCAAGUACCAGCUUCUUGAGAGCGAGAGCCACUGUUUACCAAAUGUUUUAUCAGCCAUUACGUUUGUGAACUUCGUCAGAAUUUGUGUACAUAUGUCUCAUAAACGAUUUUGCAAAGAUGUGAUUUAUUUUUCAUAUUUUCACAAUGCAUUCCAUUUCAAAUAAAGUACUGAGACAGCUGA